This is a messenger RNA of Dinoponera quadriceps, 4209 nucleotides long. RefSeq names its product glutamate receptor ionotropic, kainate 5 (gene Ir25a). The record is from RefSeq and is a predicted model, not a curated record. Lineage: Eukaryota; Metazoa; Arthropoda; Insecta; Hymenoptera; Formicidae. The transcript is spliced from 6 exons. The coding region runs from base 671 to 3478 and encodes 935 amino acids. Gene Ontology annotation, cellular component: postsynaptic membrane; plasma membrane. Gene Ontology annotation, molecular function: glutamate-gated receptor activity; transmitter-gated monoatomic ion channel activity involved in regulation of postsynaptic membrane potential. Gene Ontology annotation, biological process: modulation of chemical synaptic transmission; monoatomic ion transport; synaptic transmission, glutamatergic.
GAAAAGGAGGAGAGAUGACACGCGUGCCGGGCGCACGACGAUUGAUUAGGGUCAUCCCCGCGGCAACCAAUGGGCAAACACAAAUAAAACCGGCGGACACCCUGGAGCGACUCCGCGGAGCGUCCUCAGUAGACAGCUGACCGGUUUCUACACGCAAUAUCCGCUUUGAGUUUUCGACGUGCAUCACGGCGAAUCCCGAAAGAGAAAGAAACAAAAAUAGAGAGCGAGAAAAAGAGAGAGAGAGAGAGAGAGAAUCACCCGGGGAGGAAGCAGCCCGAUGCCAUAACUGCGACUACGUUUCCACCCUCGAGCCGUAACUGGACCGCGAAGGCCGCGCUUCCACCCCGGCGUCCUACUUCUCUCACACACGCCGCUCGCUCGUUCGUUCACUCGGAGACCGAACUAACGAUAUCGAGCUCGAUAUAAGCGCAGUUACGCUUAAUCGCGCCGGAAGUACUCCGGAGUCGCUCGCUCCGAAGGAAGCGGCGGACUUUCGCCGAACGCCCCCACCCCCCGUGUCGUUUGACGAAGGGUGGAAUACUGAUAAGUGAUAUCGCGCCGGGCGAGAAUCCGUUGUAGCGAGAAUCCCGGAGAGUAUUUCCCGAUCAUCUUCGGCCGUUUUCCCGGAGAGAACGCCGAGUCCCCGCGCGAGUUUCACGGACGAGCGAUCAUGGCGUUCGGCGGUCGUGUCGUCGGUAUUUGUUUGCUGCACGUUCUAUCAGCGGUUUUCACGGUCCACGGGGUGGAGGACAUGUCGGGCGACAAGCAGAAGCCGCAGACGCAGUCGAGGCCGGUGAAUCUCUUUAUAAUUAAUGGCGUGAAGAACGAGAUCGCCAACGCGAGCGUGACGAACGCCCUGAAGACUCUGCGGGAGAAGUUUCCGAGUUAUCUGGGCCGGGUGUCGACGGUGCAGAUUAACGAGACCGAUGUCGGCGAAAUCAUGGACAACAUAUGCCAGACUUGGAGUUCGGCCAUCAGCCAGGGUGGCUCCACAGUCCCCGACUUGGUCCUGGAUGUGUCCACGGCCGGUGUGAGCGCCGAAGUCGCCAGCUCGAUUACCGCCUCUUUCGGACUGCCGACCUUGUCCGCUCAGUACGGGCAAGAGAACGAUAUCCAGUACUGGAGGAACCUGGAUGUCGAUCAGAGGAAUUACCUGAUCCAGGUGAUGCCGCCGGCUGACCUGGUGCCGGAGGCGAUCCGGCAGCUGGCGAUCCUCCUGAACAUCACCAAUGCCGCCAUCAUCUUCGACAAGAACUUCGUGAUGAAUCACAAAUACAAGAGCCUGCUGCUCAACGUGCCCACGAGACACGUCAUCAACGAGAUGGAGGCUUCGAUCGACGCGUCGCGGCUUCAGUUAAUGGGACUACGGGAUCUCGACGUGGUGAACUACUUCCUGCUUGGCGACGGCGACUCCGUCAAUGUGGUGUUGGACAGCGGCGAGUCGUUGAGCUUCACCGGCAGCAAGUACGGCUGGUUCGUCUUGAGCUUGGACGACGAGAUGUGGCCGAGCUGCUCAUGCGAGAACAUCACGGUGCUGUUCUUGAAGCCACAGCCGCCGGCAGCCGCGGACGACAAGAAUCAGGCGGAAUUCGCGGCGAGGGCGAGCUUGCCGAGACCGCUUCUCAGCUCCGCCUUCUACUACGACCUCACCUUGUUGGGCGUCAGGGCGAUGAAGUCGGCCCUGGACAGCGGUGAAUGGCCGUUGGAGCCGCAUCAUAUCGAUUGCGACAGCUACAAUGGCACGAAUCGACCUACGAGGGGCUUGGACCUGCUCUCGAAACUCGUGGCGAUCUCGAAGGACAUGACGCCGACGUACGCUGGCAUCACUUGGGGCACGAAGAACGGCGAGCAUCACGCGACGUUCACCAUGAACAUGUAUAUGACAAACAUCGAGCGCGAGAAGCUCGUGUCCAAGGUGGAGAGCGGGGUCUGGCAUGCGGGCAUCGAGUCACCCUUGCAGGUCACCAACGAAGGCAUGAUGAACAACACCGCGGUGACGAGUUACCGGGUGAUAACCUUGCAACACCCGCCCUUCGUCAUGUACAACAACGAGACCAAUCAGUGGUACGGCUUCUGCAUCGACCUGCUGGACGCGAUCCGCGAGACCGUGCCGUUCGAGUACGAGAUACGGGAGGCCGAGGACCAGAGCUACGGGGCGUUGAGCGAGAACGGUAGCUGGAACGGCAUGAUCCGCGAGCUGAUCGAGAAGCGGUCCGACAUAGCGCUCGGCUCGCUCUGGGUGAUGGCCGAGCGGGAGAAGGUCGUGGACUUCACCGUACCGUACUACGACCUGGUCGGGCUGACGAUCAUGAUGCAGAAGACGAAGACGUCGACGUCCCUCUUCAAGUUCCUUACCGUGCUGGAGAACGAGGUCUGGCUGUGCAUACUGGCCGCGUACUUCUUCACCAGCUUCCUCAUGUGGGUGUUCGACCGUUGGUCGCCGUACAGCUAUCAGAACAACCGGGAGAAGUACAAGGACGACGAAGAGAAGAGGGAGUUCAACCUGCGCGAGUGCUUCUGGUUCUGCAUGACCUCGUUGACGCCGCAGGGCGGCGGCGAGGCGCCGAAGAACCUGUCGGGAAGAUUGGUGGCCGCCACGUGGUGGCUCUUCGGCUUCAUCAUCAUCGCGUCUUACACGGCCAACUUGGCCGCGUUCCUCACCGUCUCCAGGCUGGAGAUACCGAUCGAGACCUUGGAGGAUCUCAGCAAGCAGUAUAAGAUACAAUACGCUCCCACGCUCAACUCGCCGGCGUUCACCUACUUCCGCAGGAUGGCGGACAUCGAGGCGCGGUUUUACGAAAUCUGGAAAGACAUGAGCCUGAACGACAGCCUGUCCGACGUGGAGAGAGCGAAACUGGCCGUGUGGGACUAUCCGGUUAGCGACAAGUACACGAAGAUGUUCCAGGCGAUGAAGGAGGCCGGCUUCCCGGCCGACAUCAACGAUGCGCUCAAGCGAAUUCGGCGCGAAGGCUCGUACGCGAACAACGAGUUCGCUUAUAUCGGCGACGCGUCGACCAUCAAGUAUCUCUCCAUGACGAACUGCGAUCUGGCCCAAGUGGGGGAGGAAUUCUCGAGGAAGCCGUACGCUAUCGCCGUCCAGCAGGGCUCCGCGCUCAAGGAUCAAUUUAACAACGCGAUCCUCAUACUGUUGAACAAGAGGAGACUGGAGAAGUUGAAGGACAAGUGGUGGAAGUACAACCCCGAGAAGAAAAACUGCGACCUGGAGAAUGAUCAGAGCGACGGCAUCAGUAUCCACAAUAUCGGCGGCGUGUUCCUCGUCAUCUUCGUCGGCAUCGUCUUCGCUUGCUUCACGUUGGCGAUCGAGUAUUGGUACUACCGGCAUCGGUCGAAAGUCAGCGAUCUGCAGAAAAGCGCCUCGCCCAAGACGAAGAUCAUGAAGGCGGUGAAACCGAUCAGGCUCAAUCUACACCCCGCCCCGACGCACGGUGUACAACCUUCGCAGAGAUCGCGAUUCUAGAUUCUACAUUCGGACCCGUUCGGGGAAUCGCUCGCGUGGAAACAUAGAGCAAGAGAUUAUAACUGUGUAGAGUUUAUUGCACGAAGAAAUACAUGUGUUUUCAGGCGUAUUGAUGUCUCUUUUUUUUUUCCUUUUCUGGUUUCUGUUUACACCAAUGAGACCAGACAGACUCACGAAUGUUUUUCUCAGUUAGCGCGACGGUAAAGUGAUCAUUGCGAAGUACCAAGUCCUGACAGGUCGAUCUGUGUAUCUUUUAUACCGAGAAUUACGCGCACACGUAUUUGAUCGGAUAAUUUUAUCACGAGAAACGGUAAAGGUGCUUCCUCGAUUUUCGGGUGCACAAAGAACGAAGAAAUAACUGCAGGAGGGGAGAACUGGAAAGGUACAAUUUAAGCAUAUACACGAUCUUCACAUUUGCAGUGCCUUUAUUGGAUUUCUCCGUACAAUCCGCAUAAUUCGCCAGUCGCGUCUCUUUCUUUCUCGCAUUAUUCUCCGAAGGUAUAGCCAUUCGUGAAUGGCAUCCUUUCGACGCGUUAACACUUUUUGUUUUGAACGUACGCUCGGCAUCUGCAACCUAGUAACACUUCUCGCGUACCCGUCGCGGGGUAAGCAUGUCCUCAAAUUACACGAUUUUUUUUUCUUUUAUACAUACGUUCUCAAUUAUCCUGUCUCGGGGGGAGCACAGGAAAAGCAUCGGAUACAGGGAGAUUUGGAGCAUCGGGAUAAGGGAA